UACAUUGUACUUUCGAUUUCAACAAACAAAAAACAACAAAAUCAAGACGACAAGAAAAUUCGUCAAAAAGAAAGAUGUAUAAUUGUAAAAACAUCAUUAGGAAGGAAUACCACUAGAAAUACAUAAUGGGGGAUGUUUUUAGUAAGAAGGAAGAGAAAUCUCCAACAAGAAACCCGACACAGGGAGCCAAGAACACCAACCUACGUAUAAAUAAAGCUAUAUCAAAGUCUACACCAGACUUAUUGGAGGAUCAAAAACCCAGACGGAGAAAGUUUGUAAAGAUUGGAAACAUCAAAGUUAGCAUAAUACAGGGAAAGAUAGCUGAAGAGAACGCAGAUGUAAUUGUAAACAGUGUGAACAGUGACCUUGACCUUGAAACAGGUCGUGGGUCAAAGGCUUUAGUAGAAAGUGGUGGUGAUGCAAUUCAGAAAGAAUGUCAAGAGAACUAUCCAGGGGGGAUAACUGAAAAUGAAGUGGCUGUUACUAAUGGUGGAAAUCUAAAAUGUCGUAAAGUGUAUCAUGUGACCUUACCUAAAUGGGAAGACAACAACAAACAGGCAAUAACAACAGCUAUGACAAAUUGUUUAACCAUGGCAGACCAGUAUGGAGUUACUUCCCUUGCCUUUCCUCCAUUUGGAUCAGGAUAUCUCAACUACCCAGAUGAUGUAUUGACAGAUACCAUGCUCCAGUCAGUGGUGGACUUUGAACAGUUAUUUCAUUCAACUUCUAUCGAAUCUAUUGUUAUAGUAUGUCACAGAACACAGAAUUCUGUAUUUCGGGCAUUUGAAAGGAAAACAAGGGAAUUAUCAGGUGCUAUAUCUCAGGGAGGCAGCCAUUCCUGUAAAUGUGGUAACAUUAAUGUUAUAAUACAGAAAGGGACUAUUACUAAACAAAGGUGUGAUGUGCUGGUGAUAACAGCAUCCAAAGAUUUAAAGUUAAAGUAUGGAAUGUUGUCUAAGUCAGUACUAGAUGCUGCAGGACCAGACAUACAGACUGCUUGUGAUAAUAACUAUCCCUCUGGUGUGGACUAUAGAGAAGUGGCAGCUACCCGUGCAUACAAACUUCAUUGUAGAUUUGUAUACUUUGGUUCUUUACCUGACUGGAAAAAUACCUCAGAUAAUCCACAACAGGUUCUGACAGAUUUUAUCACCAACUGUCUGGAGAAGGCACAUAGCCAUGACACCAAGUAUAUUGCCUUCCCCACCCUGGGGACAGGAGCUCUAAAGUACCCACCUGAUGUCAUGGCCAAAACUAUGGAGAGUUGUAUUAGAAAGUUUGAUCUGAAACACAGUGACACAAAGUUACAACAUAUCUACAUCGUUGUCUUUGACCAAAGUAAAGACUGUAUGGUUGUGGAAAAUGCUUUGCUUAAGGAAUUUCAAGUCACAAGAGGUCUGACGUUAAAGAUGCCGUCAGCCCCACCUCCACCAGUGGAGCCUUCUGCCCCACCUGAAUCCCCAGCUCCUGGAACACCAGCUUUCUUUCUGUGGAUGUAUAAUUACCAGGACAAGCCUCCUAGUUACUGGUCCAUAUUUGGUCCAGCUAAGUCCCUGAAGGAAUGGAACUCUCAGACCAAGAGAGAACGUUAUAAACUGGCUAAAGUGACGAGACAGAUAGAGACAGCUGUCAGUAAAAUUGUAGAAGAGACUUGGAUACCAAAAUUUGUUGGGAAAGGUCGUGAUGGUGCUGGCUUGGAAGACUUGAAUUAUACGAAUAUUAAGGUGACCAAAGUUGAAAGGAUUGAAAAUACAGAACUUUUUGAAAAGUAUGUGCAAAUGAGAGGGAAACUAUUCCACAAAGCUGGAGUACUAGAGACACCUUUUGAUCAGUUAGGAGAUCUUCCUAGUGGGGUUAGAAAAAGGAAAGUUUUUACGACUGUAAAAGCUGAUAAAAGUGUUUUUACUGAUGUUUAUCCUGAGAUAAAUGAGCAUUAUCUGUUCCAUGGUACACAGGAAGAUAGAAUUCCUACAAUCGCCACACAGGGAUUUGACAUCAGACUGACUGACAAGGCCAUGUUUGGAGCAGCUGUCUAUGCAUCAGAAAGUUCAACAAAGGCAGAUCAGUAUGCAGAUAAAAAAAGUGAAAGGGACAAAUCUAAGCCAAAGAAGAUGAUUCUGUUAAGAAUGGCUCUUGGAGAAAUCUUUGUGACUGAAACAGAAAAAAAAUUUGCUCGCCCCCCAUGUAAAUCUUGUGAGAGAGACAAAUGUACCGAUUCUUCCCAUAAUUCCUCAGGACAUGGAUCUUAUGACUCUGUUGUUGUUGAUGGGUCGUGGAAUUUCCGUGAGUUUCUUGCUUUUGAUGCAGCACAGUGUUAUCCUGAGUAUGUGAUAACUUACCAGCGAGUGUAAUGAUGAAGUAUAUGUGAUAGAUCUAAAUGUGCCAUUACUAUUGAAAUGUGAUCUUGUUGAUUAUUUGAAAUUAAGCUUUAUUGAAAGUUUUUGUAUAAUAUUGUGUCAGUUUGAAAUAAUAGUAUCUUUUUGCCCAACAAAUAAACAAUUUAAAAACAAAUCAGUGUAAAAUAGGUAAUUCUUAUCAAAAUGUUUAGAUUUUUGUUAUUAGACAUAUUUGAAUUGUUAUAUACUGUAAAUUCAGAGAUUAUUGCGUGCAUUUAUUAUUGCGAUUUUGUCAUUUUAGACUAAAAUACGAUUCUAAUUUUUGCAAUAUUGAGAACAAUCCUGUUUAAUUCAUAUAAGUUAAAAAUGCGAGUUUAAAUUAUUGCCAUUAUAACCCUGUCGCAUUUUUCGCAAUAAUAAAAACAUGGCAAUAAUUUCUGAAUUUACAGUAGUUGUGGGCAACCUGUGGCAUAGAGUUUAUCAUGGUAAUAUAUAAUAUCUGAUCAAACUUAAUAUUCCCACUUGAUUUCCUUGUAACCAAUGCAAGUUUUAUGCCCCUGCUGCAGCUGACAGGCAUUAAGUUUUACCCUUUUUCGUCUGUACAUCCGUAUCUCCGUCGUUUUGUCCCAAAAUUAUUUUCCUCUCUGUAGUUUGUCUCAACCAAAUGUUAUGAAACUUAUACACAAUGCUUAUUACCAACAUACACAUAAAGUUGGUAUUUGAGUGGUAUAUAAAUAUGAAUAGUAAGAUUGCAGAAACUGCAAAUUUUCAAUUUUUCAAUUUAUAAAGGAAUAUUACUCGAGAACAGUGAAAGUGACUCCACCUUAAUUCAAACUUGAUCUUUGUUUGGUUGUAAUAAGCAUGUAAGGAUUUGAGAGUCUACAAUAUCCAAUAGUAUUCUACAUAUUGUAUUAUUAGUUGUUAUCGAUUUAGCCUUAGUUAUAUAAAGAAAUUAUGAAUUUUAUUAACCAUUCGUGGUUUAAAAUUGUUUGUUAUGUUAUGUGUUAUAUAUUAUAUAUUCCAGAUUUAUAAACAACAGUAUUGAUUUUAUAAAUUUUGAAAUAUAUAGUAGCUAUAACCAUUUAAUACACUGUCUGGAUCCUCCAUUUUGGUAUAAAAUAGUUUAAGUUAAUAUUGAUAUAAUAUCUAAAUACAUAGUAUAAUUAUCUCCCUCGUUUGAUAACCUGUUGUCAUCCUUGUUGCCAAGGUUAAGUCAGUAUGAACUAUUUUUGUGGGGUUCUUGUAUCCUAUAUAUUUUUCUCAAAUACCUCACAUUUUUACACAGUGACAGGCCCUUCAUUCACUGGAAAAAACAUGAAAUUGUGGAGUUAUAAAAAUUGUGAUGACUCAACUUGAAAAAAACAUUUGGCUCUUUUACCAAUUUUGUAAUAAAAGGGGAUUUCCAUCCAUGGCUAUAUUCAUUUUUGGAAUAACCCCUGUUAUUUUAUAUUAACUGUUUUCAGCACCCAUUUUUAUUGUAUUAAAUUAUCAAGUGUUCUAAUCAAUGCCUACUUAAGUCUAUAUUUAUAUUGAGAUUACAUUGGAAUGUUUUGUUUCUGUAUUUGUAAUUUGUGUUAUGAAGUGUCCUUGAAUAUUUGCAGCAUUCAAAGUUGUAUCCUAUAUCAGAAGUAAUAGAGCAGGACAACUCAAAUGAUUAAUGAAGGUGCUUAACUUAAAUGUGUGUGUUUAUUUUUAUUAUCUUUUCAUUCCAUGCACAUGUAUAUAAAUUUAAUGACAUUGUCCAUUAUAUGUGAGAGACUUGACAAGUCCAACGAUGGAUGAACUUUUACAACUUUUCUUCUGAAUUAAUUUUUUUUAAAAGUUCUAUAUAUUUUUUCUCAAACAGUGAGAUUUAGUUAUAUUGUUUCUCACAGUGUGAAGGUGUUAGAGACACCAAUUUGUUAAAAGAUUGUGUGAUAAGGUCAGUUUAAGGAGAACCACUUAUGAUAAGUCGAUGAUAUUUGGUAUGCUGCGUUGUAUUAGCCUUGGCACAUCUAGUUGAGAUUAUUUGAUUUUGCCUCCUAAGUCAUGGUCUAUUGACUUUGAAAACUGUUGCAUGGUUGACAAAUUAAAGUAUUGCUAUUUAGAUUUCAUCAUUUGCUUUUUACUCUUGGAAAAACCUUUGUGACAGACGAGAUAUGUAUCUCUGUCAAUAGUUUAUUUGAAACACUUUUUCUUAUAUCUGUUGUUGUGAUCAGUCUAUACUUCGUGGUCAAAUGACUCUGGCAAAGUUUUUAUGCACAUUUAGUUACUCAUGUAAAUUUUGCAUAUAUAUGGUAUUUAGUGAGGGAUAACCAAUCAAAACCAUGUAUUUCACAUUUCUUCAAGAUAACUUAUGUCAGUUAUGACACUGAAGGAUUAUUUUUGUAUUUAAACUGGAAAGAUGUUCAUUCAUGUGAAACUAAAUAAUUUUGAUUAGACUUUGUCAUAGAUUUAUAUUAUAUCAUUUUUAUUAUAGACUGAAUGAUUUGUGGCAUUAAAACUUGAUUGUGAGAUGCAUAAUUAUAGUUAAUUUGAUCAGUGGAAUUAGGGGUCAAACUUUGUGAUCUUUUUUUUUCUAGAUAUUGCUGUUUUGAAAACUAUACUACCGUCAUGAUAAUUUUUUAUGUAUAGAUACCAUGACACAAAUGUACAGUGGUCUGCUCUUUGGUCGGGUUGUUGUCUCUUUGACAUAUUUUCCAUUUCCAUUCUCAAUUUUAUUUCCAAUUUUUAUAUGUAUCUUCUUAGAAAGUCGAUGUUAAUAUAAUUUGAUGAAAAGUAGAAUAAAGACAACACAUUUUUAUGAUUUUAACCAAAUCACUAAUGGUCCUGAACAUUCAAAAAAUAUUUGUCAGUGGACUAAUAAACGACAAUCAAUCAAUCAACCAACACAUACCUCUGUGAGUGAAAGGGUUCUCAUCAAGGCUUCUCAAAAACAUUUCAAGUUAUGUUUCAAAAAUAUUAAUGAUAAUUUAAAGGUUUGUUUUCAAUUUGUUUCGAAUAAUUUACAUGAGUAUAUAUGAGAAAUAAUCAGUUGAAUAUAUGUAUUUAAGAUAAUAUAAAUAUAUUAUGUGUCAAAGUUUUCAGGUUAAUUAUACUUUUUUUCUAUUUUCAUAAAUAUUUUGUUAAUAAGCAUGAUGGAAAUAAAAUCUGUGAUAUUUGAAUAAUGUCUUACAAUUGUUAAGAAACAAUAAAUUUGCAUCAUAGAUACUGA
Molecule: messenger RNA, 5526 nt
Organism: Mytilus californianus (California mussel)
Lineage: Eukaryota; Metazoa; Mollusca; Bivalvia; Mytilida; Mytilidae
Exons: 12
Coding region: 126-2348 (740 amino acids)
Biological process (GO): negative regulation of gene expression
Cellular component (GO): nucleus; cytoplasm
Molecular function (GO): NAD+ poly-ADP-ribosyltransferase activity; transcription corepressor activity
Source: RefSeq, a predicted model, not a curated record